Molecule: messenger RNA, 811 nt
Organism: Microplitis demolitor
Lineage: Eukaryota; Metazoa; Arthropoda; Insecta; Hymenoptera; Braconidae
Product: pyroglutamyl-peptidase 1
Exons: 2
Coding region: 128-730 (200 amino acids)
Biological process (GO): proteolysis
Cellular component (GO): cytosol
Molecular function (GO): pyroglutamyl-peptidase activity
Source: RefSeq, a predicted model, not a curated record
UAAUGGAGUAAACUUUAGGUUUUAGAUAACUUUUUUUUUACAUGAUUUUCUGCUAAUUAUCAGUUUUAUGAGAUGAUAUAACUGGUAGGUGGAUACUUGAUGUGUGUAAAUGAUAAAUGAAUAAAUAAUGGAUGAAGUUGGGGCAAAAAAUAUUGUGGUGACUGGAUUUGGGCCAUUUGGUUGUCAUGUUGUCAAUGCAAGUUGGGAAGCGGUUAAAGAAUUAUCGAAAAUUUCAACUGAUAAACUAAAAACUCAGUAUAAUGUUAAUUUAAUUAUUGAAGAAAUUCCAGUUGCUUACGAUCAUGUUAGUAACCGUGUUCCGGAAAUAUGGGAAAAUUAUGAUCCCUUGUUCGUAAUCCAUGUUGGAGUAUCAGCUGCCGCUAAAUGUCUGACAAUAGAAAACAAAGCUCACGGUACUGGAUAUUCUCGAAAAGACAUAAAAGAAUGUUGCCCAUGCGAAGAUGGUGAUGAAGAUUGUAAGAAAUUUAUGACUACCGAAAUAGAUGUUGAUAAUAUUUGCGAGGAAGUUAACAAAAAAGGAGUUUGCAAAGCCUGUGUGUCUGAUAAUGCUGGUAGAUAUUUAUGCGAGUACACUUACUAUCAAUCACUACGUGUUCAAUGUAAAAGAACAAUUUUUGUUCAUGUGCCGGAUUUUAAUGUCUAUCCGACUUCACUAACAGCUCAAGGACUUGAUACUAUUGUAUGUCAUUUACUUGAAAAUCUCCAGUAAUUUUUUUUUUUACAUAACAGACAAACAAUUAUAAAAAAAAUAUUGUUAAAAAUAAUUUGUUAAAUGAAAUUUAUUUUAUUA